AUGUUGUCGAGCGGUGAUACUUUGCCCGCUGCUCUCCCGACUAGCCAGCCGUCAUGUACUGAAUCAUGCUGGUUCGUGGCUACGGCUUCCGGCAACUGUUAUUCGGGCGCACCGACGCCGAUACGAGACUGCAUCUGCACAAACAUCCCAUUGCUAUCUGUCUUGUCCACCUGCGUCCAAAAAUCGUGCUCCUUUUCUGACCAACUUGUCCAUGUCGAUACCUUGGCCACCAUAUGCGAUGGCUACGACAAGCCCUCGCGAAAGGCUGAGUUGAUUGUCCUCGCCGCGGCUGGUAUGACAUUGGCAACCGUCAUGGGAGCCCUUCGCUGCUGGUCACGACUUGUCACAGUACGGAGACUUGGCUGGGAUGAUUGGACUGCAUUGGCUGCGUUGAUCCUCUUGUUAGUGAUGGGUAGUGUAGGAAUGGUCGCCACCAAAUGGGGAUUUGGUGUGCACUACUGGGACUCUGACAUCCGGUUGUCUCGAACAAUACAUCAGGUCUUUUGGGCCAUGGAGGUUGGCUAUCUCUUUAACAUCAACCUUAUCAAAGCCUCCAUCAUGCUACUGUAUGGACGGACAUUUGAAACAACUGGCUGGCAGACAUUUGUCAGAUAUUCGUUGCUCUUCAUUGCUGCAAGGACGGUGGCCUUUAUGUUUCCCCUAAUAAUCCAGUGCAAGCCACUCAGGGCAAUCUGGGACCCCGAAGUGGACGGAGUUUGCCUGAAUGUAUCGGCCAUUGGCUUCGCUGGGGCGGCUUGCAGCAUUAUCCAAGAUUUCGUGCUGAUGAUCGCACCGAUCCCUACUUUAUGGCGGCUUCGACUACCCAAGACACAACGCAUUCUGCUUGCAGUCUUGUUUGGCUUCGGCUCAAUUGCUACCAUUACAAGCCUUAUUCGACUUAAGGCCCUACAGACGUUUGGAAGGACCAAAGACUUGACCUGGGACAACGUCGAUGUGGUUAUCUGGACCGGCAUUGAGCUAGUAUCUGCUCUGAUUUGUCUUGUACAGUCACGAGAGUCUUGCAAGGCAGACCAGCGCCGCCUCAAGAACACAGACACUCGGAAAGGAUUCCGGCUUAGCCCGCCUCCACCAAUGUACCGAGCCGAAGCCUGA
Akanthomyces muscarius is the source of this 1113-nucleotide messenger RNA. RefSeq lists its product as uncharacterized. The record is from RefSeq and is a predicted model, not a curated record. Bases 1 to 1113 code for a protein of 370 amino acids. NCBI's taxonomy places the organism in Eukaryota, Fungi, Ascomycota, Sordariomycetes, Hypocreales, Cordycipitaceae. The transcript is spliced from 10 exons.